Homo sapiens (human) is the source of this 7235-nucleotide messenger RNA. It is a transcript of the gene CNOT3, whose product is annotated as CCR4-NOT transcription complex subunit 3. Gene Ontology annotation, biological process: determination of left/right symmetry; positive regulation of cold-induced thermogenesis; regulation of stem cell population maintenance. The coding region runs from base 3231 to 5438 and encodes 735 amino acids. Gene Ontology annotation, cellular component: cytoplasm; cytosol; nucleus. The record is from RefSeq and is a predicted model, not a curated record. NCBI's taxonomy places the organism in Eukaryota, Metazoa, Chordata, Mammalia, Primates, Hominidae. The transcript has 17 exons.
CCCCCAGGGAUAAGGUUCUUGCCAUCCUUGGUAUUGGUAUGGCUGCUUUUCUGGAUUUGAGGUGUCCACGCCUCUGCAUGUGUCCCCACCGUAAGGCUGAGGACCCCUCUCGGAUGCAGGUGCCCCCGGCUCAUGCUUCCAAAACCCCCUCUUGAUUUGUCACUGUAUGGGGUAAGGCAUAGUUUCCUGGCUGUGUGGAUGUAAGAUACCUGAGUCUCAAGCGGGAGACUCCACUGUAGACCCUGUCCCUGGGACCAGAGACUUCUCUGGUGUAGACUUUCCAAGGUGGGAGAUUCCAGCCCCCCACCCUUGGCAUGGGGCAUCUCAGUGGAGAUGACUACCUCUACCCCAGGCCCUAACGCAUCCUUCUUCUGGAGUCUCAGAGCCUCUGUGUGGCCACGUCAGCAGCCACCUGGGUUAAGGAUCACCCUUCAACAUCACUUCUCAGAGCUCCUUGCUGCAGAGGCGGAAGCUCUCCCAGAUCAAAGGUGCCUCAUGACAAAGACCACUCUGUGGGCACAUGACGGCCCCCAAGGUUAAGGACCACCCGGUGUUAGUUUCCCAGGGCUGACCUCCUGCCCCUCCCUCCUCGAGUCUUUGUGUGGUGGUAUCAUCUUCCCUGAGAUGAAGUCUGGGGGGCUCUUCUUUACUGGUUUUGGCUCUGAUUUUAGCGUGUUGGCUCCUGUGAGGCUGGUGUCCUGCUCACCUCCCCCCGCCCCGCCACCCGCCUUGUGGGUCCCUUCCCUGUGGGGAUGUGUGUUCCUCUUGGGUAAGUCUCCUCCUGGGCCGAGGUUCCCAGAUUCCUCAGUGCUCUUGGAGAGCCUUUGCUGCUGGAGCACAGGUUCUUCACGCCUGAGAGUGGACCUGCGAUCACCACCUUCCUUGGAGGAUCUUGGUGGAUGCCCCCCUGACUACAGCAAAUGGGGCUCUUUCUUCUCUGGCGGCGUCUCUGCUUCGAGACUCAGGCUCCAGCUUCCCUUCUCUCUGGUCCUUUGCUGGGGGGACCAGAGGUACAGAUACCCUCAUGAUAUAAGGAUUUUCUUAGCGGGGAAGGUGUUGUCUCUACUGUGGCUAAGGCUCCAGCCUCUCUAGGGGACAAGUACCCUGGGCCUCUGGCACUUGCCCCUUCUCUGUGGAGGAGCUGCCUCCUCACUGGGUCUCAGCUGUAGCCGACUUCGAUGUCACACUGUUCUGUCUGAAACAUCACCUCCCUGGGUUAGCGCUCUUGUUCCCCUCCUUCUGGCUUGUGACCCCUCCAGGACUUCCUUCUCUUGCUGCCACAGUGUGGUCUCCUCUCUGUGGGUAUUCUUCCUCUGCACUAGGAUACCAGUCCUUUCCGUGUGGAGACACAGGGAGGGCGUCACCUGCCUAAGGUGUUGAUUGCCUUGUUUAGGGGUGUAGACCAUGAGACCUCUUCUCUCUCUGGGCUGGAGCACCUGCCCAUGACCCUCUGUUGGGUUCUUGGGAUGGAAAGAGGGAGUGUAAACUCUCGUUUCACAUUCUUGUUCCCCCUAUGCAGUAAGAGGCUUUUCUGUGUUGGGGUGUUGGACUUUGGUGAGGAUCCCUGCACACCUGAGCUCUGGUGUCCAGGCCCUUGCCUUGUGUGAGCUCCCUGGGUCAAAGGGGCUUUCCCCUCCUCAGCCUGAAUCCCCACUGUGGCACCUUCUCCUGGGUCCUUUUGUUGGUUGCUUUGCCUUCUUAGAGAUUCCCCAGGUAGGGCGUGAUAGCUGACCUGGGCGGGGGCUGCUGCGGCUUUCUUUAGGUUGGGCCUUUUACUGAGGAGAUUUAAAUUCCCUCAAGUGUAAGGUAGCACCCCUACCUAUUAUCACCCAGAAUGGGUCCCUGCGGUGUUGGGAAAAUUCUCCCUGGGGGUAAGGUACCAGCCCUGUCCUUUAUGGGCUUCUUGUUCUAAAGCAUAUCCGUCCCAUAUGGUUGCUGCUAGUCACAUGUGGUGAUUAGUAACUAGUUAAAAAUGAAAAAUUCAGUUCCUCCAUUACACUUGCCACAUUUCAGAUGUUCAGUGGCCAACAGAUAUGCGCAAAUAGAGUGUUUCCAGCAUUGCAAAGUUCUGUUGGAUAGCACUGUUUGCCAGAUGUUCCCUUCUUUGUGGGUGAGGACUCUUUUGGUGUGACUUCCCUCUGUAUUGAGGCUCUUGUUCCUCAGUAUGGGGCUGUUUCUGUCUUUACAGUAAGUGACUACUCCAGGGUUCCCUGCCCUGCACACGUAGAGUGGGAGCGGCCCGUGGAUCCCAGGGAACUGUGCUUUUCAUUGUAGGCCCCCUCCCUGGAGGGGAAGAGGGCAAUCUCCGCUGGUAUCUCAGAAGUCUUCUUCUGAGGCAUAAGCCUCUCUUCCCAGGGCUCCCCUGGUCUCGCUGUCAGGCCCUAAGGUAUGUCUUCCCUUGGACUAAAGCUCCUUGGAACUCCCUUUUGACCUCAGUCUUCUCUGGGUUCCAGGUAACUUCCUUUAAAAUAAAGACGCUCCUCUCUUGAAGUUUUGGGUUCCUGCCCUGAUGGUCUAUGUCUCCCUGACUCUAAAUUACCAAUCCACUUGCUAUGGGAUUCCUCCAUGAGUGCAGAUCGGCUCCCUCACAGCUGCGGUACCUUUGCACCCUCUUAUCUUAGUAAGAUUUCUGUCUUCUCCCAGGUCUCUCUUGGGUACUGCCUUCUGCCCCCAAAUCUCUAAGCCUUCUUGGUAUUAGCUUCUUUGGGUUAGGAGUGUUAUUUCCUUUUGGUUUAAGGAUCCUGCUCUGGAAUAAAUGUCUUGGUGGUUUGAGUCCCUUCUACUUGGCAUUCAGCCCUGUCUGCAUGAGCGGGUUCAGCUCUUCACAGCUUUCGGCAUCUCUGCUCGCCGUCGUUUUCCCCCACCCCCAAUCUUUCUUCUCCUACCUACAGCUUACACACACACACACACACACACACACACACACACACACGCCCUUCUCUGUGAGCUGCCAGUUUCAUUUGUCUCCUGACUUGUCUGAGGGAUGACCUCUCCUAGCCACCUCUGCCCAGCCCCUCUGAGUAGGAAGUGUGAUUUCCAGGGCUAAUGCCUCCAUCCCAGUCAUCAGCUGUGUGCAGCAUGACUGUCCUGCUCUGAAAAACCUUUUUGAGUGUAUUCUGGGGAGAAGGUACUCCAUGCUCUAGGAAUUUUCCACUUCCUGAGUCAGAGGCACACAAAAAACGUCCGUCUCCAAGAGAGUAUGAAGAGAGUGCGUCUGUAGGGCAGGGAAGAUGGCGGACAAGCGCAAACUCCAAGGUGAGAUUGAUCGCUGCCUCAAGAAGGUGUCCGAGGGCGUGGAGCAGUUUGAAGAUAUUUGGCAGAAGCUCCACAAUGCAGCCAACGCGAACCAGAAAGAAAAGUAUGAGGCUGACCUAAAGAAGGAGAUUAAGAAGCUACAACGGCUGAGGGACCAAAUCAAGACAUGGGUAGCGUCCAACGAGAUCAAGGACAAGAGGCAGCUUAUAGACAACCGCAAGCUCAUUGAGACGCAAAUGGAACGGUUCAAAGUUGUGGAACGAGAGACCAAAACCAAAGCUUACAGCAAAGAGGGCCUGGGCCUGGCCCAGAAGGUAGAUCCUGCCCAGAAGGAGAAGGAAGAGGUUGGCCAGUGGCUCACGAAUACCAUCGACACGCUCAACAUGCAGGUGGACCAGUUUGAGAGUGAAGUGGAGUCACUGUCAGUGCAGACACGCAAGAAGAAGGGCGACAAGGAUAAGCAGGACCGGAUUGAGGGCUUGAAGCGGCACAUCGAGAAGCACCGCUACCACGUGCGCAUGCUAGAGACCAUCCUGCGCAUGCUGGACAAUGACUCCAUCCUCGUUGACGCCAUCCGCAAGAUCAAGGACGACGUUGAGUACUAUGUUGACUCAUCCCAGGACCCCGACUUCGAGGAGAACGAGUUUCUCUACGAUGACCUGGACCUCGAGGACAUUCCACAGGCGCUGGUCGCCACCUCCCCUCCCAGCCACAGCCACAUGGAGGAUGAGAUCUUCAACCAGUCCAGCAGCACGCCCACCUCAACCACCUCCAGCUCUCCCAUCCCGCCCAGCCCAGCCAACUGUACCACGGAAAACUCUGAAGAUGAUAAGAAGAGGGGACGUUCCACAGACAGUGAAGUCAGCCAGUCUCCAGCCAAAAACGGCUCCAAGCCUGUCCACAGCAACCAGCACCCUCAGUCCCCAGCUGUGCCGCCCACCUACCCCUCCGGCCCCCCGCCUGCUGCCUCUGCCUUGAGCACCACUCCUGGCAACAAUGGGGUCCCCGCCCCCGCAGCACCCCCAAGUGCCCUGGGCCCCAAGGCCAGUCCAGCUCCCAGCCACAACUCGGGCACCCCUGCUCCCUAUGCCCAGGCUGUGGCCCCACCAGCUCCCAGUGGGCCCAGCACGACCCAGCCCCGGCCCCCCAGCGUCCAGCCUAGCGGAGGCGGAGGCGGCGGCAGCGGAGGUGGAGGGAGCAGCAGCAGUAGUAACAGCAGUGCCGGUGGAGGGGCUGGCAAGCAGAAUGGCGCCACCAGUUACAGCUCAGUUGUGGCAGACAGCCCGGCAGAGGUGGCUUUGAGCAGCAGUGGGGGCAACAAUGCCAGCAGCCAGGCCUUGGGCCCCCCUUCCGGCCCCCACAACCCACCUCCCAGCACCUCGAAGGAACCCAGUGCGGCAGCCCCAACGGGGGCUGGGGGCGUGGCCCCAGGCUCAGGGAACAACUCAGGGGGACCCAGCCUCCUGGUGCCACUGCCUGUGAAUCCUCCCAGCUCCCCAACGCCCAGCUUCAGUGAUGCCAAGGCAGCCGGUGCCCUGCUCAAUGGGCCUCCACAGUUCAGCACCGCCCCAGAAAUCAAGGCCCCUGAGCCUCUGAGCUCCUUGAAGUCCAUGGCGGAACGGGCAGCCAUCAGCUCUGGCAUUGAGGACCCUGUGCCAACGCUGCACCUGACCGAGCGAGACAUCAUCCUGAGCAGUACAUCAGCACCUCCGGCCUCAGCCCAGCCGCCCCUGCAGCUGUCAGAGGUGAACAUACCGCUGUCGCUGGGUGUCUGUCCACUGGGCCCUGUGCCCCUCACCAAGGAGCAGCUCUAUCAGCAGGCCAUGGAAGAGGCCGCCUGGCACCACAUGCCUCACCCCUCUGACUCUGAGCGUAUUCGGCAGUACCUCCCCCGGAACCCCUGUCCGACGCCCCCCUACCACCACCAGAUGCCACCCCCACACUCGGACACUGUGGAAUUCUACCAGCGCCUGUCGACCGAGACACUCUUCUUCAUCUUCUACUAUCUGGAGGGCACUAAGGCACAGUAUCUGGCAGCCAAGGCCCUAAAGAAGCAGUCAUGGCGAUUCCACACCAAGUACAUGAUGUGGUUCCAGAGGCACGAGGAGCCCAAGACCAUCACUGACGAGUUUGAGCAGGUGAGGGCCCCGCCCCCUCUCUUCCCGCUGCUAGGGUUGGGGUAGAGUCCCCAGGCUCCAGGCAGCCCCUGCUGGCCUCUGCUCCCUUGCCUCCACCUUUCAGCUGGCGCAGUCCCUCAGCCUGACCAAGUACUCCUCCCUCUGGCUGUCUGCUCAGCCUGGAACACCGCCCUCUCAUCCUCCACUUGGCCAGCUCCUAGGCCUCCUGUAGGUCUCAGCCCAAAUGUCCCUUCCUCAAAGAAACCUUCCUGGAGCCACCCAGCCCAGUGCCUCCCCUUUGCAGUGCUGGGCACACUCGCUUGGGGUGUGGGAUUUUCCCAGUAUGUGUCCCUGCACCAGGCUGUGGGCUCUGCUGCCGAGGGACCUUGAUGGCCCCCACUUCACCUCCAGGUCCCAGCACUCAGCAGGGCAGGGGCUCAGUGCCGAAACUAUUUUUUUUGAAUGGGCUUCUCAAGUUCUAAUACUGGGAAAUUCCUGCUGCUUGCAAACACUCUGGAACCAACCUACCUGGGUUUCAGCCCAGUCCAGCUGGGCGACUCUAGGCAAGUCACUCGAACCUCUGUGUCUCAAUUAACUUAUCUGUAAAAAUGGGGGGAAGACCACCUACCUAAUGCAGUUGUUAUGAAGAUUAAAUGAGUUAAUAACAUGUAAGUACUUAAUGGUGACUGCUACAUAGUCAGUGUCAUGGAUUUUUUUUUUCAAAUUACUUUCAGUUGGUGUGUUCUACAGUGAUGUUUUUUUCCACCAAAUACUUCCCUGAUGCCGAGCCCCUUCAUGGGGAUGAAGUAGUACAAGGUCCUUGUCCUCAGAGAACUCAGUCCCCUCUCCUGGUUCUCCCAGGUUGCCAUCUUUGAAGCACUUAAGACAUUCAUUUAGAACCUAGGUCCUCUCCCAUUGUGUCCUCAGAUGUUAACCACAGACUUCCUGUCCUUUCCUGGUUUGGCCCAAAACCAUCCUCCAAGUUAGUACAUUUCAGGGCAUCCAGUCAUUCAGAAAUUCCCACACCACUUCCGUCACCAAUAAAAUGUCCCUGCAGAGUGCUUGGAUUUAGACUCUGAGACUGUUCCAUUCUCUAGAACAAGGGUGACAGUACCCACUGCCUCGAGGUCUUUGUGAAGAUUAAAUGCUAGGCUGUGCAUCCUGUACUCACGUGAGAGGUGCUCAAAAGCCACAGCCCUCGAGGAAACGAAGGCUGUGCACUCACACCUGGGGCUGGGGCCCCGUUCUGGCAGCUGGCUUCGGUGGAACCUCUGCGGCCCCCUCCGUUUCCUCCUCGCUGAAGUGGCAUGAUAACAUUUCCUACCCAAGAAGAACCUUGUGAGGAUGGAUGAGAGUGUGUGCGUGCAGGGCAGCUGGCCCGGUGCCUGACACAUCCACAGCCCUAAGAAUUGUCCCCUUUGUCUGUUGGUCCGGCCCAGAUCCCAGACCACCUCCUCGUCCACUCACUGACCGCCUUCUCCCCCGGCCAGGGCACCUACAUCUACUUUGACUACGAGAAGUGGGGCCAGCGGAAGAAGGAAGGCUUCACCUUUGAGUACCGCUACCUGGAGGACCGGGACCUCCAGUGACACCGGCCCCUCCCUCUACCCACCCCCUUCCCCCGCAUGCUGAUCCCCCUGCCCAGGUGAGGGCCCUGCCCUGGAAGACUGGAGGGAGGCCCCAAGCCACGGGGCAUCCCCCUCUCCCAGGAAGCAGGGAGGGGGCCGGGAGGUUUUCCUCUCAGCCCCACCCUGGGGGCCCGGGGGCGAGGGCUGCCCCCUCCUCCCCUCCCCAGUGAGGGACAUUUUUUGGUAAACCUAUUUUCAUUUUGGAAAAUAUUUAUGAAUAAAUAGUUUUAUAUGA